Messenger RNA from Aspergillus fischeri NRRL 181, 324 nucleotides. RefSeq lists its product as uncharacterized. The transcript has 4 exons. The coding region runs from base 1 to 324 and encodes 107 amino acids. The record is from RefSeq and is a predicted model, not a curated record. Lineage: Eukaryota; Fungi; Ascomycota; Eurotiomycetes; Eurotiales; Aspergillaceae.
AUGUCUGUCUAUGUCCUGCACGUCGAAGCCAAAUCCGUCAACCAAGACGAUCCAAGGUCAAUCCAGCAAGUUCAAUCGGCCGAACAAUAUCUGAUGCAGUUUGCAGCAUUGGCCAGCGCGCAACUCGAGGGCUUUCAGACCGAGUACCCAAACCCUCAUGACACUUCCGCAUUGCGUGAGCGCAACAUGGAAUUCUCCAUCCCUGAUGAUCUGAAUCUUGACAUUAAGCGCAUGGCUAAGGACGCCCUUGAAAGGCUUGGUGAGUUUGCGACCUUUACUAUUAAAGACAAGGUUUCCGGCGAGAAGAAAAAUCCGUUUGCUUAA